Messenger RNA from Balaenoptera acutorostrata (minke whale), 2474 nucleotides. RefSeq names its product ubiquitin specific peptidase 22 (gene USP22). The transcript has 13 exons. The coding region runs from base 187 to 1731 and encodes 514 amino acids. Lineage: Eukaryota; Metazoa; Chordata; Mammalia; Artiodactyla; Balaenopteridae. The record is from RefSeq and is a predicted model, not a curated record. Gene Ontology annotation, molecular function: zinc ion binding; cysteine-type deubiquitinase activity. Gene Ontology annotation, biological process: protein deubiquitination.
CGAUGACGUAGCCCCAUUGCGGCCUCGGCUACCCGCGAGCGCAGCGCGGGCGGCGCCCGCCACUCCGGUCGCGCGGCUCCGCUUUGUCCCGGGCCUGUCCCUUGGCCGUGCCGCCCGCAGCCCCGCGUCGCGCUGGCGUCGUCCUCGUCUCCGCCGGCGCCCCGGCGCGAGCCGGACGGCGAGGCCAUGGACGCGGAGCUGGUGGUGACGCCUCCGGGCUGUGCGCACCUGGGCAGCUUCAAGGUGGACAACUGGAAGCAGAACCUGCGCGCCAUUUACCAGUGCUUCGUGUGGAGCGGCUCGGCGGAGGCCCGCAAGCGCAAGGCGAAGUCGUGCGUGUGUCACGUGUGCGGCGUCCACCUGAACCGGCUGCACUCCUGCCUCCACUGCGUCUUCUUCGGCUGUUUCACGAAGAAGCACAUUCACGAGCACGCCAAGUCGAAAAGGCACAACCUGGCCAUAGAGCUUAUGUAUGGAGGUAUCUACUGCUUUUUGUGUCAGGACUACAUUUAUGACAAAGACAUAGAAAUCAUUGCCAAAGAGGAACAGCGGAAAGCUUGGAAAAUGCAAGGUGUCGGGGAGAAGUUUUCAACGUGGGAGCCGACCAAACGGGAGCUCGAGCUGCUGAAACACAACCCCAAGCGACGGAAGAUCACGUCCAACUGCACCAUAGGUCUCCGAGGCCUCAUCAACCUGGGGAACACGUGCUUCAUGAACUGCAUCGUGCAGGCGCUGACGCACACGCCGCUGCUGCGCGACUUCUUCCUGUCUGACCGGCACCGCUGCGAGAUGCAGAGCCCCGGCUCCUGCCUGGUCUGCGAGAUGUCCUCCCUCUUCCAGGAGUUCUACUCGGGGCACCGGUCCCCCCACAUCCCAUACAAGCUGCUGCACCUGGUGUGGACGCACGCCCGGCACCUGGCGGGCUACGAGCAGCAGGACGCUCACGAGUUCCUCAUUGCGGCCCUGGACGUCCUGCACCGGCACUGCAAAGGUGACGAUAACGGGAAGAAGGCCAGCAACCCUAACCACUGCAACUGCAUCAUAGACCAGAUCUUCACGGGGGGGCUGCAGUCCGACGUCACCUGCCAAGUGUGCCACGGGGUCUCCACCACCAUCGACCCCUUCUGGGACAUCAGCCUGGACCUGCCCGGCUCUUCCACCCCCUUCUGGCCCCUGAGCCCUGGGAGCGAGGGCAGCGUGGUGAACGGAGAGAGCCACGCGUCGGGGACCACGACCCUCACGGACUGCCUGCGGAGAUUUACCAGACCAGAGCACUUAGGAAGCAGUGCCAAGAUCAAGUGUAGCGGUUGCCAUAGCUACCAGGAGUCCACGAAGCAGCUCACCAUGAAGAAGCUGCCCAUCGUGGCCUGUUUCCAUCUCAAACGAUUUGAACACUCGGCCAAACUUCGGCGCAAGAUCACCACCUACGUGUCCUUCCCCCUGGAGCUGGACAUGACCCCCUUCAUGGCCUCCAGCAAGGAGAGCAGGAUGAACGGACAGUACCAGCAGCCGGUGGACAGUCUCAGUAACGAUAACAAGUACUCCUUGUUUGCGGUGGUCAACCACCAGGGGACCCUGGAGAGUGGCCACUACACGAGCUUCAUCCGGCAGCACAAGGACCAGUGGUUCAAGUGUGACGACGCCAUCAUCACCAAGGCUAGCAUUGCGGACGUGCUGGACAGCGAGGGGUACCUGCUGUUCUAUCACAAACAGUUCCUGGAGUACGAGUAGCCAGUACUUGUCGGCGCACCGGCAAGUCCCCCGAAGUCAUCCGGGCGCCCGGGGUCGCGUGGUGUGGACGCUUGGCAAGAGGUGGGCUGGGGGGGGCAGAGGAGACGUGCGCCGGAGUGUCUCCUGUGUCCCCCGCGAGCCGGGGCAGGCGCAGCCCCCGCGCCAGCCGUUCCACGCUGUGGCGCGGAAAGCAGGAGCUGGAGGGGACGGAGCCCUCGCGGGUCUUCCUCGUGGUGAGUCUGGUGUCCGUGCGCAGCGCGGACUCGGGCGGGAGCCCCGGAGGCUGCGGAGCUGCAGACCCCGUGGGGCCUCCGAGCGCGUCUGUCCUGCAGACGAGCGACGCCAUCCUGCACGUGGAAGCCAAUCCCCGCUUCCUAGAAACAGGCGUUUGCGUAUGUCCCCCUUUCUUUUUCCAUGAUGGUGAAUCUCAUAAACGUAAUGAUGGUAAUGUGAAUGAAUUACUGGGUUCAGGCUGAAAUUUAGAUCGUUUUCCUUUUAUUCUGGAGAGUGGAUCUUGCUUUUUCCUCGGUGCUGUUUUUGUUGCCCCCGCCCGCCCCCCAGGCGUCUUUGACCUGGUCGGAGCUGCCAGGCUCAGUGGAGGAAGAUCAGGCUGCGCUGGGAACGGUCUCUGUCGUAUUUAAUCUUUUAGGAACUGAAGCGUUUCCAGUGGCUUCACUGUUUCCCUCCUGUGUUUCCUUCCUGGCCACCUGUCCCGCGAACUCUCCUGGUCGCUGCUGGGCGGC